Messenger RNA from Mobula hypostoma (lesser devil ray), 2982 nucleotides. RefSeq names its product cytochrome P450 26B1-like. Gene Ontology annotation, biological process: sterol metabolic process. Gene Ontology annotation, molecular function: iron ion binding; monooxygenase activity; heme binding. The record is from RefSeq and is a predicted model, not a curated record. Bases 1 to 1476 code for a protein of 491 amino acids. The transcript has 6 exons. NCBI's taxonomy places the organism in Eukaryota, Metazoa, Chordata, Chondrichthyes, Myliobatiformes, Myliobatidae.
AUGGCUCAGAUGGCAGCAUUGUCAUUUCCGGUCAGCCUCUUUGCUCCUGUGGCUCCUGUCAUCCUUCUAGUGGCUGCCUGCAUCUAUUUGUGGCAGCUUCAGUGGAAUCUGAGACGAGACAGGGAUUGGAAGCUCUCUCUGCCCCCAGGAUCUAUGGGACUUCCGUUUGUUGGAGAAACCUUCCACUGGUUCCUACAGGGCUCCAAGUUCCACGCCUCCAGAAGGAAGCGAUAUGGAAACGUGUUCAAAACGCACUUGCUUGGACGACCCGUGGUGCGUGUGACAGGCGCCGAAUAUCUACGCCCUCUGCUGAUGGAAGAGCAUAAUUUGGUUGGUGUCAGCUGGCCUCGCAGUGCCCAAGACAUGCUGGGGCCCAAUAGCUUGGCAAACUCCAUCGGAGAAACACACAUCCACCGACGCAAGGUCUACGCAAGAAUUUUCAGCCAUUCUGCUUUAGAGAGUUACUUGCCACGAAUUAGGAGUCUGGUGGGUGAGACAGUAAAUGACUGGUGUACCAGGCAUCAGCCCGUCACAGUGUAUCCUGAAACCAAACAGCUCACAUUCCGAAUAGCUGUGGCAGUUCUACUCGGAUCCUUGCCGGGCAAGGAGGAACUAACCGAUCUGUUCAGCACUUUUGAGCAACUCACCAGGAAUAUCUUCUCACUGCCCUUUGACAUUGCAGGCAGUGGCUACAGAAAGGGUAUUCAAGCUCGGGACAAGCUCCAUCUGUACUUUGAAAAGGCCAUAGAGAAUAUACGCGAGUCCAGUGCCUGUGAGGAAAACCCCGGUGCCCUGAGCAUCCUGAUAAAGAGCAGCAAAGACCACAGCGUGGAGAUGAGCACACAGGAAUUGAAGGAAGCAGCAGUGGAGCUGAUGUUUGCUGCCUAUGCCACCACAGCCAGUGCCUGCACCUCUCUCGUCCUUCAGCUGCUGAAGAACCCAGCUGUCUUUGUCAAGCUGAAAGGAGAUCUCCAGACUAGGGGAAUCACUGGCAGGGAGGACACUUUACAUCACGCUGCUAUCACCCACCUGCACUACCUGGACUGUGUGGUGAAAGAGGUGCUGAGGGUGCUCCCACCUGUGUCGGGGGGCUAUCGAGUGGCCCAGCGGACUUUCGAGCUGGCUGGUUUCCAGAUUCCCAAAGGAUGGAAUGUGUUGUACAGCAUUCAGGACACACAUUACACUGCUCCCAUAUUCCAGGAUCCUGAAAUAUUCAAUCCAGAUAGAUUUGCCAAAAAUCAAAUGGAAGGCAAGAACAUCCGCUUCCAUUAUCUGCCUUUUGGUGGAGGUGUUAGACGCUGCCUUGGCAAAGAGCUUGCAAAACUAAUCCUGAAAGUGUUCGCUAUUGAGUUGACUAGUGUUAGUCAUUGGGAGUUAGCCACCAAGACAUUCCCCAAGAUGCUGUUGGUACCAAUUAUGCACCCAGCUGAUGGAUUGAAAGUGUGGUUUUCCUCUCAGCUUUCCGACAGGAGCUAGGUUUCUGGAGGAAACACUUGCAAUGUGAUUGAAUGUUUAAGAACUCAUUACAUGCUGGCAGUUUGAUUUGUUUUCAAUUCCAGGUUACAGGGCACAACAUUAAAGAGAACUCAAAAUCGACUUCUGAAGUAUGGCAGCAGACUCAGAUGUAGAGGCUUCUACGGGGUCAACCAAAGGUGCUUUUUUUUUAGAUGAUUGCGAGAUCCUGCUGGACAUUAAGAACUGCAGUUCUACUCUAUCAAGUUGCCCAUUGGCAGAGACAUUGAAGGAAUUGGACUUGGUGGGGAUCGCGCUGCUUCCUGCACCAGAGUCAUUGAGCACUCCAAAGGCAAGUUGUCUUAGAUGCUUUUCUUGUGAUCGCUAGAAGCUGUUGGACAACGGUGAAGAGGAAUGCUGCCAAUCGAAUCCAUUGGUUUAUUGGCAAAUGGCAGGGGAGCUGCGUGGCCUCAGUUGUAGUAAGAACUAGACCUCAAGCUCUGGUGUCGUUUGUUUGCAGCCGCCUGGGGGAGAAGCAUUGGAGUCAGGCAUUCCACCAGAGUGCCAGAAGCAGUGUGGCAUGCCCUCUCUGCUGGAGUCUGUGUUGUUUCCCCCUGUCCCCAGUGUUCGCUCGGCAGAAGACAAGACAUAUUGUGUUCCACUGCAAACUGUUACAACAUUCAUGGACUCAGGGACUUGACCUUUUGUUUUGUGUGACUGUAUUUUACUGCUAUCAUAUUUGUGCCUUGUGCUGUGUAUGACUGUUGGUACUGUUGGCCCCAGAGUAACACUGUUUUGUUUAGCUGUAUUUGUGUAUGGUUGAAUGACAAUUGAACUUGAAUUGAUAGUGUACUGUUCAAGUAAAUCCAUUAACAUCCCCAUGCUAUAAGAACAUUAAACACUAUUCUGCAAUGCAAGGGGGUGUUCGGACCCAGUGUCCACAUUAAAUAGAUGCAGGUAAAAAAGGCUCUAGUAAGAAACAGGGUAGAAUUUUGACUGCACUUAGCCUAACAUUAGUAGAAGCUCCUUCUGAAGAUUGUAUAGUGUGAUUUUCAGACUUUUCUGAUCAAUAACUUUUAUGCAUUUGAAUUGCUCAGUUAGUGCAUACAGAGCAAAACCCCCCUGCUGUGGACCGUGAUACUGGCUUGAGCCAUUUCAAACUGAUUUCACAUCAGCAGCUAGAAGCCAAUAAAUUUAAGAAGUAUCCAUACAAUUAGUUCAGUGGUACCCACCUAUUAAGCUAUCUAAGCCAUUAUAAUCUUUUUGAAGAAAUGUUUAAUGCCCUCCCUACAAGCAUUUUACCACAGUACAAUGUUCCAAUCAAUUCAAAUGAAUUGAGUUGUACAAGAGUUAUUAAAACUUUGCUUCAACUCACAUACCAAAUUCUGACAUUGCACUAUGGUAGUUGCAUGUAUUUCUUUUGAACACGUGAAUAUCUUUGUAUGUGAUUUACUUUAUAUCAUAAACAGAAAACUCUGCAGCUUUAACUGUAUAUUUCAUUUGUCAUCAGCUUUAGUAAACAUUCACUUA